This is a messenger RNA of Astyanax mexicanus (Mexican tetra), 2520 nucleotides long. It is a transcript of the gene ccnd3, whose product is annotated as cyclin D3. The record is from RefSeq and is a predicted model, not a curated record. Lineage: Eukaryota; Metazoa; Chordata; Actinopteri; Characiformes; Acestrorhamphidae. Gene Ontology annotation, molecular function: cyclin-dependent protein serine/threonine kinase regulator activity. Gene Ontology annotation, cellular component: nucleus; cytoplasm; cyclin-dependent protein kinase holoenzyme complex. Bases 489 to 1373 code for a protein of 294 amino acids. The transcript has 5 exons. Gene Ontology annotation, biological process: mitotic cell cycle phase transition; positive regulation of G1/S transition of mitotic cell cycle; regulation of cyclin-dependent protein serine/threonine kinase activity.
CUUAUAGUUUUUAUUGAGGAAUUAUGGGACUAAAAAAAAAGAGUAUUUAAGCCCAAUAUAUCUUGCGACUGAAGACAGUAGGUUGAGGAUAGGACCUGUCAGUGCACUGUCACUCUGUGAGGGCGGCUCUGGCUAGGCUAAUUCAUUUUCUUAUUUUCCGAUUUUUCGACGAAAACAAGCAGCAAACUAACGACUUCUUGUGAUUUUGUACUUUAAAUUAGGGUUUAGUAGUUUUUAGACAAACAAUGAAUGAACUGCCGUGUAGCAAAAACGAUUUAAGCGUCAAUUUUGAGCUGAAAACUAAGCUAAGCUAGCGUUAGCUAACAGGCUAACGAAAUUCACUUUUACCUCAAAAACUGACCAAAGCGCGAGAGGCGCGAAAUUCCCGCCUCACUAACUAACUAACUAGCCGGCUUUCUAACUAGCUAAGCUAACGCUAGCCUAGCUUAGGUUCAUUUUUUGUGGUAAAACCCGUUUUUACACCAAUAAUGGAGUUAACCUGUUACGAAAAUAACGAGUUUUUGAGCAGCUCGGAACCUCCCACACCCUGCGGGCCGGUUCGGGCCUAUUCCGACCCGGUUCUGACCCGGGAUAACCGGGCCUGGAGGAACAUGCAGGUCUCGGAGAAAGCCGACCCUCCCUCAGGGUCUUAUUUCGGGACCGUACAGACCAGCGUACGGCCCAGCAUGCGGAGAAUAUUAGCGGUGUGGAUGCUGCAGGUGUGUGAGGAGCAGCGCUGCGAGGAGGAAGUGUUUCCAUUGGCCGUUCGCUAUCUGGACAGGUACAUGUCCCUCCACCCCGUGGACACACACGGCCUGCAGCUGCUCGGGACCGUCUGCAUGUUCCUGGCCUCCAAACUCAGAGAAGCCGUUCCGCUGAGUGCCACCAAACUGUGUAUCUACACCGACAACUCUGUCUCCCUGUCGCAGCUGCUGCAGUGGGAGAUUUUGGUGGUGUCCCGUCUGAACUGGAACCUGGCCCUAGUGGUGCCUUCUGAUUUCCUAGAACCUCUAUUGCACGGACUACCCAUAAUUCCUCACAACCUGCCAGCUCUGCGCAGACACGUCCACUCGUACAUUGCACUCUCUGCAACAGAGUUCACAUUUUCGACGUACCUGCCUUCCAUUAUUGCCUGUAGCUGUGUGGCUGCUGCUAUUCUCCGUCUCAAUCUGCUGGAUGGAGCUCUAUCCUGGAAUACACUUUUGAAGCUAAUGGCUAAUAUCCUGGAAGUGGACCUGGACUCUCUGCAUAACUGCUAUGCUGCAUUGGAAACCACUUUAGACCUUAACCUGCCCCACCUCCCCAACAUUGAAGUCACCUGCAGGAAAGGAUCACCUGGCACUGAGGUCACAAACACACCUGUAAAUGUUUAGGAGCUCAAACUGCCCCCUUUGUGCUCUAGGUCUGCACUUAGAAACCCAGAGACAUGUUUGGAAGAGAAACAUCAUAAAUAAAUUAAACUUAUGCUCUAUAUUCAGAGUGCAGAUGCACCAGAGUAUGAGCUUUAAUACAAUUUGUGCUACAUCCUGAAUUGUAUUGUUCAUACCUCUUCAACAAACAUGUUCUUUCUGAUUCUGUUGAGGUUGGUCAAGCUUUAUAGAUUGCUGGUAAAAAAAAAUAAAAAUAAUAAUCUGACUAACAGCUAAACGGCUGUUCAGGUGCAGUUUAAUCUGAUUAAUUACCCAGAAAUUAUCAUAGCUAUGAACAAACACUGUCUAUGCUGCGGCUAAAUGCUUAAAGCAGUUUGCACAUUGAAGGAUAAUAAAUUCUAUAACUGUGGUUUUAAAAUUAAAUUAUGCCAUUGAUAUACUGUUGUAGUGUACAUGAUGCAGUUUCAGAGUGCAAUGAAUUUCCCAUUUUAAUUAUUAGGAAGGUUUAGAAAUUGAAGCUGGAAUAGAAACGUUUUUAAACAUCACACAUUUAUACUACAUAAACACAAUGGACAAUAUUGUGUUAGAAUAAAAAAAACAAAAACUCAUUAGUGUUAAUAUUAGUAACACUCAGUGAUAUACACUGAGUUGAAGCUAGUCUCUAAUAGGGUCGUUGAUUGGUAUUGUUAUUAGUUAACAGGUAUACCAGUGUCUUCAAAGCUUGUCUAACCUUAACAGUAGUCAUAUAGUCACAUAUAUGUGGGCGAAAUAUGGAUAAAUCAUCUGCAAAAGUCUGCAACAGACCAAAUCAACUAAAUAUUAUCUUUGUUUAUCGUUACCUGUUCAAGGUAGUCUAGUUUAACUUACAAGAUUUUACCAAUUAUAAAGAAAGGGUUAGAAAAUGAAAUGUUUACCAAGUUACAGGUGAUUUUCCACCCUGCUGAUGUUUUUUGCACUGAAGAAAAAUCAUUUGUUACUUCAACCUUUGCACUUUAACUCCUGCAAGAACGCUGCUUCAAAACAUCACUUUUAAGAUGUGUUACAUGACGAAAGAAUGUUCCAGAAAUGUUCUAGCUCUCAUUCUCUUGCUGCUGCUUGCUUGAUUGCAUAAUGCACGUUCUUCACACGGAAAAUAAAAAUAUUUUCAGAA